AUCACGGCGCGCGGUCACGUGGAAAUGAUGUCAUCCGCUACUGUGUCGAAUCUUCGGUUCUGUAUCCAGGGCUGACAUUGCGGAUCUGACUGCAUACUGCCACAUUCAGGCCCAGUGGAGAUUCCAGGAUAAAAAGCUCUCACGCGGCGCUGACAGAAAAGUUCAAAGGUCGCUUCCCCAGAAAAUGGUGAUACAAAAACAAAAUUAUUUUUGUUUGUUUGUGCAAACUUAGUAUCAACGUAAUUGGGCUGACCCACGAAUAAAGGCCUCUUCAAACAAUGGAGGACACUGUUCCUCAGGUGGAGUCAGAGGCAGAAGUGCGGAUUAAUAUCCACUCGAGUGGUCAUACGGGCACCGUGCUCUCCAGUUUGGAGGAGCAGAGGAAAAAGAACUUCCUGUGUGACAUCACGCUCGUAGUUGAGAAUGUGGAGUAUCGGGCACACAAAGCUCUGCUCGCUGCUACCAGUGAAUACUUCUCCACGAUGUUUGCCGAUGAGGAGAAUAUCGGCCAGUCAAUAUACGUCAUAGAAGGAAUAGUGUGUGAGGUUUUUGAAACCUUGCUGCAGUUCAUUUACACUGGAAGUGUACACGUGAGUGAAAAAUGGCUCAAGCAAAUCGUGGGAACUGCACAGGUCUUGAAAGUAAACAAUCUGGUGAAAGCGUAUGCGGAAUAUCAGGAGAAUCUACACAGUCGAGAGGCCGACGCAUCUGAUAAUGGAGCAACAGAUGAAGCAGAUGAUCCUGUAUCAAAGCGUAAACGAGGAAGACCAAGGAAAAACAGUGAUCAGACCAACACACAGGCUGAGGAGAAGCAGAUGGACCAAGGAGAUGUCCCGGAAAGUAUUGAGGACACCUGUUAUUCCAAUGGAAACAUUUUACACGAGCAGGAGGUCGCCGAUUUUGCUGCGGAGGUGACGUGUGACUUAAAUCCCAAGCCUCCAGAAGAACAACCACAACCAGUACUAAAGAGACCUAGCAAGCGCAGACCACGGAGGUCCGUUAAGCUGCAAGAUUAUAGACUUGGUGAAGAACGUCAAUCAUCAAAGCGUGCGAUCGGCAAAAAAAAGCCCAGUCCUGAAGUUUGCAAGGACUGUGGAAAAGUGUUCAAGUUCAAGCACUUCUUAGUAAUGCACCGUAGAACUCAUACAGGGGAGCAGCCCUUCAAAUGUUCUCAAUGUGGAAAAGGUUUUUCCCAGAAACAUUCUCUGCGAGUCCAUGAGCGCAUCCACACCGGAGAGAGACCUUUUAGCUGUACUGUGUGCAGUAAAUCUCUUUCCACCAAGAAUUCGCUAAGGGAACAUAUGAAUUUACACACAGACAAGAAAGCAUAUACUUGUGACCGGUGUGGAAAAUUCUUCAGUCAAAAAAGACAACUGAAAAGUCAUUAUCGUGUACAUAUAGGAGGUGGGUUACCAGAGUGUAAAUUCUGCCAGCGAAAGUUCAUGGACUCUGCUCAAUUAAAAAAACAUCUAAGAUGUCAUACAGGUGAAAAGCCAUUUACUUGUGAAACCUGUGGAAAAUCAUUCACUGCUAAAAGCUCGUUACACACACACAUGAGAAUACAUCGGGGUGAAAAGCCAUAUGCUUGCAACAUUUGUGGGAAAUCGUUUGCGGAUUCCAGUGCCCAGAGAAGACACCACACUUUGCAUACUGGAAAGAAGCCAUUUUCCUGCCCAGACUGCAAUAUACAAUUUAGUCGGAUGGACAAUCUGAAGGCACACAUAAAAUCCCACGGCAAAGUGAAACAGCCAAAACCACCAGCCCCCAAGACUAGAACAAGUAUAAACGAGAGCGAAAAAAGCUUGGUGCAGAUGCAGCAAUAUCAGGUAGCGACACCUAAUGCACAAGAAAUACAGGUACUGGUGGCAGACAAUGUACAUAACCUAAACUUCAUGCCAGCUCAUAGCCAGGGUAUUAGUCUCGUCACUUCUGAAGCCUCUUCAACCACUGCCAACCAAGCUGCAAAUCUGACGCUGAUCACUCAUCAACCUCCUGUCUUGCAUGGAGUACAAGUGGCAUCUCACCAGCAGCAAUUGCAACCAAUUCACAACAUAGAAGUUAUGGAGGGCAGGGUACAGACUGUGCUCCCAGAGCAAAUGCAUGUUGUCACUCUGUCAAAAGAAGCAUUUGAACAACUACAGGGACGGACCCGUGAAAUUCACUUGACACAGGCAGAUCGCCAAACACGACUAACUCCGGUGCAAGCUCCUACCAUCUUGGAACAGAGUGUCCGGGUUCCUCAACAUGCACAACAAACUUUAACGGAUAGCCCAAUGACCCAGGCAGAUCGCCAAACGCGAUUAACUCCAGUGCAAGCUCCUACUAGCUUUGAACAGAGUGUCCAGGUCCCUCAGCACGCUCAACAAACUUUAACUGAAAGACCAGCUACACAGGCAGAUCGACAAACACGGCAAGCUCCUACUAUCUUGAACCAGAGUGUUCAGGUCCCUCAGCACGCUCAACAAACUUUAACUGAAAGACCAGCUACACAGGCAGAUCGACAAACACGACAAACUCCAGUGCAAGCUCCUACUAUCUUGAACCAGAGUGUCCAGAUCCCUCAGCACGCUCAACAAACUUUAACUGAAAGACCAGCUACACAGGCAGAUCGCCAAACGCGACUAACUCUGGUGCAAGCUUCUACUAUCUUGAACCAGAGUGUCCAGGUCCCUCAGCAUGCUCAACAAAUUUUAACUGAAAGACCAGCUACACAGGCAGAUCGCCAAACGCGACUAACUCCGAUGCAAUCUCCUCAAGCUCCUACUGUCUUGAACCAGAGUGUCCGGGCCCCUGAGCAUGCUCAGCAAACAUUAACUGUUAGCUCAGGAACACAGUCUGUACCUAUUCAUGUGACACAGGCAGAUCGCCAAACGCGACUAACUGCAGUGCAAGCACCCCAAGCUCCUACUUUCUUGAACCAGAGUGUCCGGUUCCCUGAGCAUGCUCAUCAGACUUUUACUCUUAGCCCAGGAACACAGCCUGUACUUAUUCAUGUGACGCAGGCAGAUCGCCAAACGCGACUAAGUCCGAUGCAAUCUACCCAUGCUACUACGGUCUUCAACCAGAGUGUCCACGUCCCUGAGCAUGCUCAGCAAACAUCAACUGUUAGCCCAGAAACACAGUCUGCAUCUAUUCAUGUGACACAGGCAGAUCGCCAAACGCGACUAACUGCAGUGCAAGCACCCCAAGCUCCUACUGUCUUGAACCAGAGUGUCCGGGUCCCUGAGCAUGCUCAGCAAACUUUUACUUUUAGCCCAGGAACACAUCCUGUACCUAUUCAUGUGACACAGGCAGAUGGCCAAACGCGACUAACUCAGUUGCAAGUACCCCAAGCUCCUACUGUCUUGAACCAGAGUGUCCGGGUCCCUGAGCAUGCUCAGCAAACUUUUACUGUUAGCCCAGGAAAACAGCCUGUACUUAUUCACGUGACACCCGCAGAUCGCUUAACGCGACUAACUCCGAUGCAAGCUACUCAUGCUACUACAGUCUUCAACCAGAGUGUCCACGUCCCUGAGCAUGCUCAGCAAACAUUAACUGUUAGCCCAGAAACACAGUCUGUACCUAUUCAUGUGACACAGGCAGAUCGCCAAACGCGACUAACUGCAGUGCAAGCACCCCAAGCUCCUACUGUCUUGAACCAGAGUGUCCGGGCCCCUGAGCAUGCUCAGCAAACUUUUACUUUUAGCCCAGGAACACAUCCUGUACCUAUUCAUGUGACACAGGCAGAUGGCCAAACGCGACUAACUCAGUUGCAAGCACCCCAAGCUCCUACUGUCUUGAACCAGAGUGUCCGGGUCCCUGAGCAUGCUCAGCAAACUUUUACUUUUAGCCCAGGAACACAUCCUGUACCUAUUCAUGUGACACAGGCAGAUGGCCAAACGCGACUAACUCAGUUGCAAGCACCCCAGGCUCCUACUGUCUUAAACCAGAGUGUUCGGGUCCCUGAACAUGCUCAGCGAACCUUUAGCCCAGGAACACAGCCUGUACCUUUUCACUUGACACAGGCAGAUGGCCAAACGCGACUAACUCCAGUGCAAGUUCCUAAUAUCUUGACCCAGAGUGUUCGGGUCUCUGAACAUGCUCAGCAAACCUUUAGCCCAGGAACACAGACUGUACCUAUUCACUGGACACAGGCAGAUGGCCAAACAAGACUAACUCUGGUGCAAGCUUCCCGAGCUCCUACUGUCCUAAACCAGAGUAUCCGAGUCCCUGAGCACGCUCAUCAAACGUUAACUGUUAGCCCAGUAACACAAACUUUACAUGGUCAUCCGAUUCCAGAGCGUCGAAAUCCGGUGCAAGCUCCUGCUUUCUUGAACCAGAAUGUCUGGGUCCCGGAGUAUGCUCCGCAAACUUUGACUGUUAGCCCAGUAACACAGUCUGUACCUGGUCACCAGAUACCAGCACGACUAACUCUGGUGCAAGCUCCCACUAUCAUGAACCAGAAUGUCAGAGUCCCUGAGCAGGCUCGGCAAACUUUAACUGGUAGCCCAGUAACACAAACUGUACCUGGUCAUCCGAUUCCAGAGCGUCGAAAUCCGGUGCAAGCUCCUGCUUUCUUGAACCAGAAUGUCUGGGUCCCGGAGUAUGCUCAGCAAACUUUGACUGUUAGCCCAGUAACACAGUCUGUACCUGGUCACCAGAUACCAGCGCGACUAACUCAGGUGCAAGCUCCUACUAUCUUGAACCAGAGUGUUCGGGUUUCUGAGCACUCUCAGCAAACUUUGACUCUUAGCCCAGUAACACAGGCUAUACCCGGACACCUGUUUCCAACGCGACUAACUCUGGUGAAAGCUUCCCAAGCUCCUACUAUCUUGAACCAGAGUGUUCGGGUCUCUGAGCACGCUCAGCAAACUAUGACUCUUAGCUCAGUAACGCAGUCUGUACCUGGUCACCAGAUUCCAGCGCGACUAACUCUGGUCCAAGCUCCUACUAUUUUCAACCAGAGUGUUCGGUUCCCUGAGCACGCUCAACAAACUUUGACUGUUAGCCCAGCAACGCAACCUGUACCUGGUCACCAGAUUCCAGCGCGACUAACUCUGGUGAAAGCUUCCCAAGCUCCUACCAUCUUAAACCAGAGUGUUCGGGUCCCUGAGCACGCUCAGCAAACUUUGACUGUAACACAGACUGCACCUGGUCACCCGAUUCCAGCUCAGUCAUUCCAGAUACAAGCUGGUGCUACGUCCUUCAUCAGUACACCAUUGAACACAACAAAUUCAACCUCUGUAUAAUUGUUCUUUUGUAAAUACAUGUACAAAAAUAUUUUUUCUAAUGUGAUCAUUGAAAAGCUUUCUUCAGGGCCAAGCAAGUUCUAAACCUCUUUUUUUAGUUUGUAUCUCAGUUUAAGUAACUGUUUGAUUCUGCAUUUUUCCAUAGCUUAGAGAUGCGUAUGAGUUAUAUUUUAACUUAGCAUUUUAUGUGCCUUUCAUUGAAAGUAUAUGUAGAAUUUUUUUUUUUUCAUCUUGUUCUUGUGUUGUUUAGCAGGCGUGGACAUGGCUAUAUAUGCAGAAUUAUUUUGAAAGAAUUUUCUUUUCACAAAUAGUCUAAAUGAGAUGAAUACCAAGAGGUCCAGAGGCGCUUGAUCUGCGUAUUGUCUACUCUGUAAAGAUAGAAAACCACCCAAAAAGAAUA
Bufo bufo (common toad) is the source of this 5628-nucleotide messenger RNA. RefSeq names its product zinc finger and BTB domain containing 24 (gene ZBTB24). Gene Ontology annotation, molecular function: RNA polymerase II cis-regulatory region sequence-specific DNA binding; protein binding; DNA-binding transcription factor activity, RNA polymerase II-specific. Gene Ontology annotation, cellular component: PcG protein complex; transcription regulator complex; nucleus. The transcript has 11 exons. NCBI's taxonomy places the organism in Eukaryota, Metazoa, Chordata, Amphibia, Anura, Bufonidae. Bases 279 to 5228 code for a protein of 1649 amino acids. Gene Ontology annotation, biological process: regulation of transcription by RNA polymerase II. The record is from RefSeq and is a predicted model, not a curated record.